This is a messenger RNA of Echinostoma caproni, 2394 nucleotides long. Lineage: Eukaryota; Metazoa; Platyhelminthes; Trematoda; Plagiorchiida; Echinostomatidae. The record is from the annotation of a GenBank genome assembly.
AUGGCGGUGGCCACGUUACAAACAUCAAAUGAAUUGAUACAAGCCAUUUUCCGCGGCAGUGUCGAGGAUUGCGUUCUUCUGUUGGAUCCUGAAUCUGCAAACUAUCAGGAUGCACAGAAACGAAGCGUGCUUCAUGCGGCGGCGCACUGUGGUGAAGCGCGUAUCGCCGAACUACUUCUGAAAGAGGGUGCUCGUGUGAAUGCAAAAGAUACACGCUGGUUCACUCCACUGCAUCGUGCUUGUGCCUCGAACGCAACAGAAGUGGUUCGGAUCCUGUUAGCACACGGUGCAGACCGGAACGCACGGGACAAAUCGUGGCAAACCCCGUUACAUGUGGCCGCUGCCAACGCAAGUCUGGAAUGUGUACAAUUGCUGUUCACUCCAUCGGACUCAUUGAUCAAUGUGAAUGCCUCGGAUCGAAACGGGCAUUCCCCACUUCAUCACGCUGUCCAUAGUGGGCGUAUCGAGGUUGCUCGUUUCCUACUGGAGAAAGGUGCCUCGGUGAAUGCGUUUGAUAAACGCGAUCGGCGAGCAAUGCAUUGGGCUGCAGUAUGCGGAUAUGCACAGGCAAGUCUAGUAAUCCUCGCUAUUUGUUGUGGUAUUUAUCUGGUCGACCUGUUGCAUCAGUUUGGCGCGGAAGUCAAUUGUCGAGACAAGGAUCAGUACACACCUCUGCAUGCGGCCAGUGCUUUGGGUCAUGUGGCCACGGCGAACGCUCUGAUCUCGCUGGGCGCAGAGUUGGAGGCUACAACUGCUCAUGGUAACACUCCGUUGCAUAUUGCUUGCUUGAACGGUCGCGAUGAAGUGGUCGAAUUGUUGCUGCAAGCUAUUCAACAGGCCAAGAUAGAUGCAGCACUGUCUGGUUCGAGCCCUGUCAGUCCGAAUAGUUCCUCAACCAGUCCAGAUGCAGAACGUCAGCAGAUGGUGAAACGCGCAGCUUUUGAGGCACUGGUUACGGCCGUAAAUCAGCUGAGCGAACCAGACCAUAUGACACCAUUGCACUUGGCUGUAUCAUCAACGGGUGGAGCAUAUUGCUUGCGUCAUUUGCUGGAGGCUACAACUCCAACCACUCCGGAUUUGGCUUUGAUUGCAGAUCCCGAUGACCCGGGUGGGGCUAAACCCAAAAGUUUAGCCAAUUUACAAGCUGCUGGUGGAGAGGAUGAAAGUCACCCUCUUCAUAUGGCAGCAUAUCAUGGCAGGUUUGAUCGAGCUCAGCUGUUGCUAGAGAACGGGGCCAAGGUGGAUGCGCGCGAUCGAUUGGGAAACACCCCACUUCAUGUUGCAGCUGAUCGUGGUCAUGAAUUGUUUGUGCUGGCUAUGCUUCGCGCCGGAUGUCCAUGGAAUGCACGUGGCCACGGUGGAUCGACUGCAUUGCAUCGAGCCGCUCUGUCCGGUUUCACCUCUUGUUUAUCCAGACUCAUUGCGGCAGCCAUGCUCGAUCAACGCUUGAGUAACUCAGGGGACUACCCCGCGGAUGCACAGCUCGACUUGGAUAAUUUAGCCGAAUGGGCCAGUUCCCCUGAAGCCCUUGAACGCUUGGUUGAACUAGUCCAACUCACCGACGAUGACGGUCGUACAGUGGUUCAUGCGGCCGCGCUUGGUGCAAAUCUGGAUUGUCUCAAAUUGACUCUUUUGGCUGGUGGCGAUCCGUUUGCCACAGACCACGACGGUCGUACUCCGUUGCACUAUGCGGUGGCAUCCUGUGUAUUCGCUUGGCGAAACCCCAUGAACACAUCGGGAUCGUUGGGGGGACUUAAUCAAUCGGGUGAUUCCUCAAACUCGAAUGAAUCACGCAAUGUGGUUUAUCGUGCCAAUGCGAUUGCAGAUGCGACAAAUGUGUCGCUUGUUUUUCUCAAGUUGGGUGCUCAAGUGAAUGCCACCGAUCGGUAUGGUUGCACUCCGUUACACUUUGCCUGCGCAUACGAUACAACUGGAAUUCUAGUCAAGCAUUUGCUUUCCUACGGUGCCAAUCCAACCAGUUGUACCCACUGGCCACCCGUGGCUGCCAUUUCAUGCGGUCGAGACUCACACUCAGUGGAGUCUGCCUCACAUGACUAUGGUAGUGAACUUGCACGGGAACCCGCUCCGGCUCGUCUGCGUCGAUGCUUCUAUUCACCAUUGCAUCUGGCCGUGAGUGCCGGCAAUGAGGCGGCCGUCAAAUUGUUACUUCGUGCGAUCCCCGUUCAACGUGUUCGAGACUACAGUCUGGGUCAUGUGAUCGUCGAGUCUGGCUCAAACAGUCCGUCCGGUGAAUCGCGUAAAUGUACCACACAGGCUCCAUCGCCGCUCUUAAUUGCAGCUUUACGUGGGAACGAAUCCAUUAUGAAAGUAAGUAGCGUUGAAAAAAUUUGUGAAACGCGUUCGUGGGUUGCGGUUACGCCAUAUGCUUACUGA